Messenger RNA from Bacillus rossius redtenbacheri, 2430 nucleotides. Its product is annotated as zinc finger BED domain-containing protein 4-like. The transcript has 2 exons. Gene Ontology annotation, molecular function: DNA binding; protein dimerization activity. The record is from RefSeq and is a predicted model, not a curated record. NCBI's taxonomy places the organism in Eukaryota, Metazoa, Arthropoda, Insecta, Phasmatodea, Bacillidae. The coding region runs from base 62 to 1912 and encodes 616 amino acids.
CUAAAUUGCUGCAUUUGUCGACUACCGUGGGUUUUCAUAAUUUUAUCUAACGAAAUUAAAAAUGGAUAAAGGUGCAGACGGUUCAUUACAAGCGAAAGAAGUACCGUCAAAAAGAAAGAAACGUAGUGCAAUAUGGAAUUAUUUCACAGAUGUUGGCGAUUGCUCCGCACAAUGCGAUUGUUGCAAACAGUCGUUCAAAUGUCCGCGUGGCACUACAACAACACUUCAGAACCAUUUGGAGGCAAAACAUGCUGUGUUGUACAAGGAACUAAUGAAAGACAAAGAAAAAAUUCAUGAGCUUGAAGGAACUUGUGCAAAAAAAAAACCAGUGCUGCAGCCUACUUUAACUGAAAUGUUCAGAAGUACGCAGAAGAUGUCACCAUCCGACCCUAAAGCACAGAGCAUAACCAAACAAAUUGCCAAAAUGGUGGCAACAGAACUUUUGCCGUAUGAGUUUGUAGAAGGGUGUGGAUUUAAAGAGUUAAUGGGUCACAAAAAUGUUGCACCUACAUACACAGUACCAUGUAGAACUACAUUUUCUGAACAUUAUAUUCCAGCUCUUUAUGAGGAAACAAAACACUCUCUCAAGAAAAUGCUUGUACAAGAUUUACCAACAAUAUCAUCCAUUGCAUUUACAUCUGAUGGCUGGACUUCUCGCUCAACUGACAGUUACAUUAGCCUUACCUGUCAUUAUCUCCGACCUGACUUCACGUCUGUGUCAUUUGCAAUGAGUAACACUGUUGUAAAUGAAUCCCACACAAGUGUUCAGGUGGCUACUACCAUAAAAAAUGUUCUUAUUGACUGGGAAAUUGAUCCAGCAGUGACAUCUAUCCCAUUAUUCUGCAUCACUGAUAAUGCCCAUAAUUUCAGACAGGCUUCUGUGUCAUUAUUUAAAGAUGGUUCCAGAUCAUGUUUUGCUCACACCCUUCAAAUUGCAAUUGAAAACAGUAAGAAUGAUUGCCCGGGUACAACCACACUUCUUAGUAAGGCCAGGAGUAUAGUUGGUCAUUACCGAAGAAGCACUCGUGCUAGGAAAAGACUUCACACAUUCCAGGAACAGUUGAACAUGCCAAAACUAGAAGUAAUUCAACAUAUUGAUACACGUUGGUGUUCAGAGUACCAAAUGCUCAAGAGACUGCUGGAAAUGAAACCUGCUCUUGUAGCCGACCACGUGAACUCUGGCGAUACAGACAUGCUGACCGCCUUGGAAUGGAAACAUGCUGAAAACUUUGUUCAAGUUUUACAACCACUUGCAGAAGCCACAGAAGAAAUGAGUGGAAACACUUAUCCAACAUUGUCCAUGAUCAUUCCAGUACUUCACUGUCUUCUUUGUAACCUUGAAUCACACAUCACUGCCAAAAAAGAUGGCAUGACACUUGCAAGAGCAUUGCAUAAAAAUCUAAAGUCAAGAUUUCCGAACUACAUGCAAGAACCCCUACAGCGUGCUGCAAUGUUGGUUGAUCCAAGAUUUAAAGGAGUGCUUCUAUCUACAAUUGAAUCGGAAGCCAUUCUUUUGUCAGAGAUAAAAAGUUUAAAAACUGAUUCCAAUCCUGUACAAGAGGCUAAAUCUAGCAUUCCAAACUCUGCACCAACAUCUUCUCUAUGGGCUGUCUUCGAUAGUAUUCCAAUGCAAGAAAAUAAAGAUUAUGAUGAAGGAGAAGAAGAAGUGCGGAGGUACCUAAAAGAACCUCGUAUCAACAGACAUGACAAUCCAUUAAAUUGGUGGAAAAAUGAAGGUACAAAGUACCGAUAUUUAUCCAAAGUAGCUCUGAAGUAUCUGGGGGUUCCUUCCACACAAGUAAAUUCAGAGCGUCUCUUUUCAGCAGCUGGAAAUGUUGUUUCAGCACGAAGAGAAAACUUGCUACCUCAGCAUGUCGAGCAAUUGGUGUUUUUACAUGCCAACUUGAAAUAAAAGCUAACCUGUUGACCGGAUAUAAGAGCCUAGUGUGUAAAUCUUUCAAUGGUGUUUUGUGUGUGUAUAGUAUUAGUCAUUUUUAAAUAUUUGUAGAACAUACUUCGUUUUGUUUGUUCUCCAAUUGAACAUGGGGGUUAAAUAAUUUUUCCCAGUGUUAUAAAAAUUUAUUAAACUUAAAACAAUGAAAACUUUUUGAUGAUUGAAAAGAACAGUGAUUAAUUUAAGAUGUGCAAUUGUGUACAUGUACAUGUUUUUAUGUAGAGAUUUUUCAAAAUGAAUUACAUGCUUCAUGUUUGUAAAUAGAACUUAAAUUAAAGCUGGAAUUUUAUUUAAUGUAGAGCAUUUUUACACUCUGUAUUAAUGGGGGUUGAAAGUUGAUAUUAAAAAUAAAAACUUUUUUUUUUUAUGGUUUUGAAAAGCAACUAUUCGCAUUCGAUUCGAAUUCGCACAAAUAGUUAUUAUUCGCUUCGCAAUUCGCUUCGCAAUGAAAAUUUGACAUUCGCACAUAUCUAAUA